AUCUGAGAAGAUCUGAAUACAGAGUGGGAGGGCUGGCCGUUGAGUCGCUCACUGUGGCAGUGAAAGUAGGGUGGGCUGGCUGUUAAAGAACGUGCCUUGCGCCUCAGGACCCUCCUCUCUUCACUACGGCGCUUUUCGCCCGUUGUUCGCGGAACGUGAGGCCUUUCUGAAGAACUCCGGUCGUCUUGCCUUCCCUUUCCCGGCGAUACGAUUUAAAGGAAGACGCUGUCUAAUCUCAAAACACAUAUUGGAUUUGUAUUAUAUUAUUAUUUUGUUAAUUGACCGACGUUAUAUUAACGGCUCCGGCCAUGGCAGCCAGCGCGAAGCGAAAACAGGAGGAAAAACACCUGAAGAUGCUGCGGGAAAUGACGAGUUUGGCGCCCAACCGAAAGUGCUUCGACUGCGACCAGCGCGGCCCGACCUACGCCAACAUGACCGUGGGCUCGUUCGUCUGCACGUCCUGCUCAGGCAUCCUACGAGGCCUGAAUCCCCCCCACAGAGUGAAGUCCAUCUCCAUGACAACCUUCACGCAACAGGAAAUAGAAUUUCUACAGAAGUAUGGAAAUGAGGUAUGUAAACAGAUAUGGCUCGGCCUUUAUGAGGACAGAAACUUGGCCAUCCCAGACUUUAGAGAACCUCAGAAAGUCAAAGAGUUUCUUCAGGACAAAUACGAAAAGAAGCGAUGGUAUGUUCCUCCAGAGCAGGCUAAGACGGUGGCGUCGGUUCAUGCGUCUGUCUCUGGUUCAUCAGCUAGCAGCACCAGCAGCACUCCAGAGGUCCGACCUCUCAAAACAUUACUGGGGGAAUCAGUACCCACUUUACACCUCAACAAAAACACACCUAGCCAGUCUCCGGUUGUGUCACGCACUCAGCUAACCCAGCAGCAGCACCAGGACAGGAAGUUCGAUCUGCUCAGCGAUCUAGGUGGCGACAUUUUUGCAGCUCCGCACUCGCAGUCCACAGGCAACGCAAACUUUGCCAACUUUGCAAAUUUCAACAGCCAUUCAGCAGUGCAGAAUGUGAAUUCUAACGCAGAGUUUGCGAAUUUUGAUGCAUUCAAUAGUUCUGCUGCUCCAAACACAACAACAUUUCCACCAGCUCCACAAGCCCCAUUUCAGCCUGCACAACCAGUAUACAACAGUCUCCAAUUUAGUCGCAGUGUGGGCGAGUUUACCUCAUCGCUGCCUCCGCUGGCCAUGCACAGUAGCUCAUCAGGACUAGCUAAUGCCAACUUUGCAAACUUCGAUAACUUCCCCAAAUCGUGCAGUGCUGAUUUCGCCUCAUUUAGCUCCACCCAGAGUAACUCCGUGGGAGAGGGGCAUAAAGUGGAAGCAGCCAGCGUCCCUGCAGACCGAUACGCAGCCCUCACCAACGUGUUCGGCAGCAAACCUGAGCAAGGCACAAGUUCAACCCCUCCAUCAGCAAGUGUGGGCCCCCCACCUCCGCAGGCGGCUCUGAAGGGCGGCGAUCGCUACGCUGCUCUUGCUGAACUGGACAACGUCUUUAGCUCCUCCGCACCAAACGUGAGCAGCUACAACACUGCCACCACAGCACAGGGGUCUGUAUUUGGAUCAUCUCGGGCUGUUCCUCCAGUUCAAGCACAACAGGGUUUACCCAGCAUGCCUCAGGGUUUUGGAGGGCCUUCGACAAAUCCAUUCGGCGCUCCUGGGGCCCCACAGGCCGCUCCCACUAACCCGUUCCAGACCAAUGGAAGAGCAGUGGUACCAGGAGUGGGUGUGGCCACAGCUGCCUCUUUUGGCCCACCGUCCAUGAGCAUGCCGACUGGGUUUGGAAAUGCUGCUGCAUACAACCUUCCCACCAGCUUCAGUGGAAACUUCCAGCAAGCAUUUCCUGGACAGCCGUUCGCCCAGCAGCACGCGUUUCCCCAACAACCCAACGGAGGUUUUGCUGCAUUUGGUCAGGGUAAAGUCACUCCGUUUGGACAGAACAUGACUGCGCCUGGAGUAGCCAACAAUCCCUUCCUGGCAGGGGCACCAGCAGCACAGUUUCCUGCAGGAGGCUCAUCCUCAAACCCCUUCUUAUAGCGCUCCUUUGUCCUCUGCUCCUCCGGUGGGCGACCUGAGACUCAUUCGCACCUCUUGCACUGUUUUGUGUCUCAAGUAGCUUUAAAAAAAAAAAAAAAAACAUCGAUUUCCUAAAGAAAGUUUUAUUGAAUUUUAAGAGCAAAAGACUGAAAACACAGCAAAGGAAUAGAUACAUGAUCCUGUCUAUGGCACAUCCAUAGUAACAGAAACCAAAACAUGUUGCAGGGUUGUUUGGAGAAAAGGAGCUUUUUUUUUUUCUUUUUUUUUACUUUACCAUGCUCCUUUUUUCAUUCCUGUGAACUGGCCUGACCUGGAAAUCAUCUGCAUGACGUGGUGGAUUACCAAAUUAUUGCAAACCUCCCGUUCAUGUAAAUGCUGCAAUUCUGUACAUAAUUCUUUCAUAGAAAUUGCUAAUUUUUAGGCUUUUGUGCAUAUCAGUAUUUGUAUCUUUAAAACACAUACAUGCGUACACACACACGCUGCAUAUACGGCACUGAAGUCCGCCGUGCUGUGAAUAACAUUAACCAAGAAUGUGGAAUCCCUUUUUGACAUCAUAGUGUCGUCUUUUAGUGCUUUUGGAGUUUCUGAGAAUAAGGCAAAAACAUAGUUUUUUCGUUACGAGGAGUUUAAACUACAAGACUCUUUUCGAAUGUCAACUCCUCCUGAACUCAUGAGACUCUGACUCAAGACCACUUAUGUUACAGAAAUCUUAAGUUAAUGUGUGUGUGUAUAUAUACAAUAUAUAUAACAAUGAAUUUUACCUAAAUCAAGUGUGAUGGCUUAAAAUUCCUGUACUUCCUGUUACUUGUUUUCAGAACUUUGUUCCAAUGAUGAUUUGUGCAUCAUCUUCUGCCUUAAAAGUUUCUUCUGGAUUUUCUCUCGGUGUUUCCGUCUCAGGUUUUCGGCACAUUGUGGUAUACAAACCCCUCAAGAAGAAAAUGAGUGCAAUAAGAGAAAAAUAUGCUCCGUAGACGGUAAACUGAAAGACAAAUAACAAGAUCAGUCAAAAUACAUGUUCUGGAUCCAAUACACAUUUAGCGUAUGUGUCGUGCUGGCGAUGACUGUAGAAGAUCAUUUUGAGCUGUAUGGAAGGUGUCAGGUAACCUCACCUGUGUGACAAUAUCCACCCCAAGCCCGCUGCUAUCCACCAUCACUGAGGUGAUGAUUGUCUGGAGGACCAGCGCACAGAAGGUGUUGGCUCCGAACACAAGGGCGUAGCGCUUCACGUUCAACCCAGCUGCUAUCUGGAACCUAUGAAACAAGGGCAUGGAUGUACUCAUGCAUUCACUGACUAAUUGGAAAGAUGAUAUUAGUGUAGAUGUAUUUUUCUUUCUGCUGCUUUAUUAAAUGUCAGGAAAUUGUGAUUUCCAUGCCUGGAAAGGUUAUUGUAAUUAAUAAAAAAUAUCUAUAAUAUA
This is a messenger RNA of Cyprinus carpio (common carp), 3460 nucleotides long. RefSeq names its product arf-GAP domain and FG repeat-containing protein 1-like. The record is from RefSeq and is a predicted model, not a curated record. Gene Ontology annotation, molecular function: GTPase activator activity. NCBI's taxonomy places the organism in Eukaryota, Metazoa, Chordata, Actinopteri, Cypriniformes, Cyprinidae.